Molecule: messenger RNA, 775 nt
Organism: Mangifera indica (mango)
Lineage: Eukaryota; Viridiplantae; Streptophyta; Magnoliopsida; Sapindales; Anacardiaceae
Product: iron-sulfur assembly protein IscA-like 1, mitochondrial
Exons: 3
Coding region: 136-534 (132 amino acids)
Biological process (GO): iron-sulfur cluster assembly
Cellular component (GO): cytoplasm; mitochondrion
Molecular function (GO): 2 iron, 2 sulfur cluster binding
Source: RefSeq, a predicted model, not a curated record
AGCAACGCAGCCUCCGCUCCUAACUUCAAACUAAACGGUUAUUUAACAGAACAUAUUUAAAUGAAUCAGGAAUUAUAAUUAAGAAGGAUCCAGAAUUGAUGGUAGCAAGAUCCAAAUUUGUCCUUUGAGAAAUCAAUGGCAGCAUCUUCAUCUUCGAAAAUUUUAGCCGAGAAGGUGACGACCGCCGUACGCCGUCAAGCCCUAACCGUAACGGAAGCUGCAGCUUCCAGAAUUCGCCAACUCUUGCAGCAGCGACAGCGCUCUUAUCUCCGCCUCGGCGUCAAAGCUCGCGGCUGCAACGGUUUAUCCUACACGCUUAAUUAUGCAGAUGAAAAAGCGAAGUUUGAUGAGUUGGUUGAGGACAAAGGUGUAAAGAUACUGAUCGAUCCAAAGGCAUUGAUGCAUGUUAUUGGAACCAAGAUGGAUUUUGUAGAUGACAAACUCAGAUCUGAGUUCAUUUUUAUCAACCCAAACUCAAAAGGACAGUGUGGUUGUGGAGAGUCCUUUAUGACAAGAAGUAGUGCAGCCAAGUGAGGUCGUAGUUAAGGGUUAUAACAACCCUAAUGAUACCUGAUUCUUUUUUAUUUUUUUGUGUAAUCUCAUGUAUUUGAUGCCUGUAAAGACAACAUUGAUUAUCAUCUUCGAACAAUUCCAGAAAGCCGUGGUGCAUCGCCAACAGUGAUUUUACUGCAAGUACCCUUCUUGCCUUUAACAAAUACCAGAAUCUCACACAUUUUUAAACAUAUAUUCAAUUUUGAUCAAAAUAUUUUGGAUA